This is a messenger RNA of Maudiozyma saulgeensis, 3870 nucleotides long. The record is from the annotation of a GenBank genome assembly. Lineage: Eukaryota; Fungi; Ascomycota; Saccharomycetes; Saccharomycetales; Saccharomycetaceae.
AUGACGUCAGAAGCAAAAGCACAACUGAAAUUCGAUAAAACGAUUAUUUCUUCUUCAGAACAAUUAAUCUCGACCUCUACUUUGUUAGAUCGUCUAGCAGAAUUACACGAUGAACUUUCUGCAUUGAAUCAAGAAUCUAUUGAACUAUCAAGUCUUGAUCGGUAUCGUGAUGAUUUAAUUAACAGAAAAUUACUAAAACAUAAGGAUACUGGUGUUAAGGCCUUUGUUGCUUGUUGUGUGAGUGAUAUCUUAAGACUAUACGCACCUGAUGCUCCUUACACAGAUACCCAACUCACAGAUUUCUUCAAAUUAGUACUAGUAGAGUUUCAACAAUUAGGUGACCCUGACAAUGGUUAUUAUAUCCAACAAAAAUAUUUAGUACUCAAGCUUUUAGAGUAUCGUUCAAUUGUUUUAAUUGCAGAUUUACCAACUUCUAAUAAAUUGAUUGAAGAACUCUUUACUAUCUUUUAUAAUGAAUCGUUCCAUUAUGAUACCGCUUUAUAUAAUAUAAUGGGUGGUAUAUUAGGUGAAGUCAUUUCAGAGAUAGAUUCUGUACCGAUGCCUGUCUUAAAGAUUAUAUUCAACAAAUUUUUAACUUAUAAUCCCAAUGAGUUACCUCAAGGUUUAGCUGUCGCAUCUAAUUGUGGUUAUGAAUUAAGUUUAUUACUAUGUAACAAUUACACAAGCAGAAUGAGUAGACAAUUGACUAGGUAUUAUUCGGAGAUCCUGUACAGUGUUACCAAUGAUAAAAAUGACCAACAUAGUUAUGAAGCAAAUAUCAAGUUAAGUAGAACAGUUGAGAAACUUCAUAAAUUAGUAGUAAGAUUAUGGGAAACAGUCCCUGAUAUGGUAGCAUCCGUGAUAGGGUUUAUAUAUCAUGAAUUGUCAUCUCAAGAUGAAAUUGUUAGAAAAUUGACUACAAAUUUAGUAGCUCAAUUAUUGGUAUCUAAAUCUGAUGUCAAUUUUGUUACAACUCAAGAAGAUACAUUUAAAGCAUGGUUGUCCAAGAUUGCCGAUGUGAGUUCGGAAGUCAGAAUUGAAUGGAUAGAAUCUAUUCCGAAAAUUAUCAUGAAAAGGGAAGAUAUUUCUGAUGCUAUUGGUAAAGGUCUUGCCAAGACUUUCAUUGAUGCAGAUUAUCGUGUUCGAAAAUUAUCUGCACAGGUAUUUGAUGAAGUACCAGUAUCACAGAUAUGGAGAACUGUUAAAGAAGCAUCAGUUUAUACAUCGUUAUUGCAUUUAACUAGAGAGAAAAAUAGAGAAGUUAGAGAACUAUGUAUUAAAGCUGCAGCUAAGUUUUAUUCCGAAUCUGUGGAUACAGUAGAAAAGACUUCCGAUAAUGAAGAUAUUUGGGAUAUUGUGGAAAACAUACCAAACACUUUAUUCAAUUUGUAUUACAUCAACGAUUUCAACAUUAACGAACAAGUAGAUCAUAUGAUAUUUGAAUAUUUAUUACCUCUUGAAGUUGAUGAUGCAAAGAGAGUUAAGAGACUAAUAACGGUAAUGUCGCAUUUUGAUGAUAAGGCAUAUGCAUCCUUUUUCGCUUUCAAUAAGAGACAAAUGCAAAUGUCAUUAGCACUUGGCAAAUAUAUUGAAUUUUGUCAAAUUUUGGAUAAUACUAAAUCAACUAAUACCCAAGAAACAGAUGUAGAUGACGGGGAUCAUGAUCAAGAUAUUACAGAAAUUACAAUUAAAUAUCAUAAAACUAUUGAGUGGCUAUCUUCAAGUAUGGCAGAAUCUCAAAAGGUAUCAGAAUCCUUAGAGAUCUUAAAAAAAAUGAACGACCCAAGAAUAUUUUUCUUAAUGAAGAGUUGCAUUGCAACUGAAGUACCCAUUGUCACAUUAAAGAAUUGCUUUAAAGAAUUGUUUAAUAAGUUACGUGAUUCAGGUCUUUUCAGAAGAUAUAACAUUCCUACAAUUUCAACCAUUAUGCCAAGAGAUUUAGCUUCCCAUAUAGAAGUUUUUUUGUACAGAUCAGCUCCACUAAUAUACAAUGUUUCAAAUGUCGCAAUGUUCCUUGAUCUUUCGAAUAAAUACGAUACCGAAGAAGUUGAAUUAAAGAGAAAGUUGCUUGAUGAGGUUUCUAGAGUUAAUCCCUCCUUAUUUAAGGAUCAAAUAAGAACUUUGACAGAUAAUGUGAAGGAAUUAGAUAUAUCUGGAGAUACAUCCAAAAAUGAUAUUUCAACACUGAAUGAAACUUUGAAAACUCUUUACAAGAUUUCAAAAGCUUUGCAAGACCAAGUUACUUUCGAUUCCUUUUUCUUAUCAAAACUUCAUGACUUUGCAAUCGAAGGUAAUCCCCUAAUAGCAAAAUAUGCCACUAAAUUGAUUUCCUUAUCACCAGAAAAUGAACAAGAAAUGGAGCGUUUAAAGAGCUACAUAUUACCAUUAGACAAGGAGAAAGACACAUUUUUCACAUCCCACCUUGUAGUUUUGAUGGAAAUUUUCAAAUACUUCCCAAACAUUCUUGAAGAAUCUUCAAUAGAUAUUGUCAGCUACCUUAUAAAAGAAAUUUUAUUAUCGAAUUCAAUUGUCGGGGCUAUUGACAAUGAACUCGAAUGGGUCGACGAUAUUGUCCUAAAUGACACAAAAUCAGGAAACUACUCAUCCUUAACCCCCAAAGUGUACACCUUAAAGCUGUUCACCAACAAGUUAAGAUCGAUUGCAGAUAAGGUAGAAAAUGAUAAAUUAUCAAACAGUUUUGGAGAAAAAAUUGUCAAACUAUUCUUUUAUUUAAUAGCAAGUGGUGGUGAAUUAGUACCUGAGACUAAUGAAGAAAAUUAUCCAACACCAGAGAGCUUUCAAAAGAGACUAAGGCUUACUGCAGGUUUACAAAUAUUGAAACUUGCAAAAAUAUCAAACCUAAAUGAUUUUGUCAGAUCUUCUGAUGUGAUCAAGUUAAUAAACUUGGUUGAAGACGAGUCACUACCAGUUAGAAAAAAUUUCUUAGAUAAACUUAAUGACUACAUAGGUAAUGAAUUAAUCUCCAUUAAGUUUUUACCAUUGGUGUUUUUCACAGCUUACGAACCAGAUAAAGAGUUAAAAGCUUCUACUAAGACUUGGAUUAAUUAUACAGUUAAUAAAGAAUCAUUUAAGAAAGGUACAUUUUUCGAAAGAGUUUUACCUCGUUUGAUCCACGCAAUUGCGCACCACCCAGAUAUUGUUGACGGUUUAGAUGCAAAGGAAACUGAUGAGGAUGAAUUCAGAAACGCUUUGACUACGGCAAUUGACUAUCUAAUUUUCUAUUUUGAUUCAAUUGCUGCCCAAGACAAUUUCAACCUACUUUAUUAUUUAUCUGAAAGAGUUAAGAAUUAUCAGGAUCACGUUACCGAGGAAACGGAAGAAUCCACAAAUGACGAGGAUAAUAAUGUCACCGAGAAUAGUUCUAGCGAUAAAAUGUAUAUGAUCAGUGAGUUAUCUCAAAUGAUUUUGUUGCAAUUGAAAGAAAAAAGAAACUGGCAACAUUCACCGUACCCUGGUAAGUUAAAUCUACCAAGUGACUUAUUUAAACCUUUCCUUUCUAUAGAGGAAGCUAGAACUUCAUUCAAGACCUACAUUGACGAGAAGUAUAUUGAAUCCUUGAAGUCAAAUAUCAAGAUUAAGGUUGGGAAGAUUGUUCAUGCAUCUCAAACUCAAAGACAAAGAGCUCAGAAAAGAUUACUUGCUAGCGAAUAUAAUCAAAAUUCUGACAAAAAUAAGAAGAAUGGGAAGAGAUCUCAAAGAAAAAGAGGUCGUCAUGAUGACGGUGAUGAUGACGAUGACGAUGACAAUUUGUCUGAUGAGAACAAAAAGCCCUCAAAUAUACCAGUUAGAAAGAGUUCUAGAAGGACACGGAAGGUGGACUAUAGAGAUGAUUCGGAUGAUUCAGAUUAG